Stomoxys calcitrans (stable fly) is the source of this 1259-nucleotide messenger RNA. RefSeq names its product PRL-1 phosphatase (gene PRL-1). Gene Ontology annotation, biological process: protein dephosphorylation. Gene Ontology annotation, cellular component: nucleus. NCBI's taxonomy places the organism in Eukaryota, Metazoa, Arthropoda, Insecta, Diptera, Muscidae. Gene Ontology annotation, molecular function: phosphatase activity. The record is from RefSeq and is a predicted model, not a curated record. The transcript is spliced from 4 exons. The coding region runs from base 674 to 1201 and encodes 175 amino acids.
UUUAAAAUUUAAAAAAAAAACAAACAAUUUUUAAAGAAAACUGAAGUAACCUCAUUUUCUGAAGUAAAACCAACACACCAACCGCAACUGCAAAAGAAAAAAUUUCUACAAAAAAAGACAUUCAAACUAAAGGCAAAGAAAAGAAGAAAAACAAAAACGCCACAACUCACUCUUUGAAAACCUGUUAUAAGAGAAGGCCUAAAAGCAUACUUCAUUUUUUAUUUUAAUUCUCAAUUUCUCUAAAAAGAAGAAAAACCUUAAAAACAGUCUUUUUGUAAAAAGCAAACAACUAUAACAACCAUUUAUAUAUAAAUUAUACCCUUGAUUGUAUUCCCCCCCUCAUAUAUAAGAUCAAUUUAUACUAUACGAAUUAUAUAUAGAAAUAUUUAUUGUAUUUGUGCAAACACACCCAGCCACACACACACACAUACACUCACAGAGCUAGAGACAUUGAACGUGGUGAUCUUAAGGUAAAUAACAAAAGUCCGAUUUUUUCUCAUUAUUCUCUUUUUUUAUUGUUGGUGUGAGAGAAAUUUUGUAUUUGUAUACACACAGAGACAAACCAACACACACACACACCCACAUAGAUUUGAGCUAAGUUUGUAAGCGUUUAUUUUGUUUAUAUACAUUUAAAGAAGAAGACAAACAACCAACAAAUUGUAUUUUGAUAUUAAUGAGCAACAUGCGUCAAAAGGAUUUACGCCCCGCACCCGCUCUUAUUGAGUUUAAGGGAAUGAAGUUCCUAAUCACUGAUCGGCCAUCAGAUGUAACCAUACAUCAUUAUAUAAUGGAAUUAAAGAAAAACAAUGUCAAUACUGUGGUUCGCGUCUGUGAGCCCAGCUAUAACACUGAAGAAUUGGAAGCACAAGGCAUCACAGUUAAAGAUUUAGCAUUCGAAGAUGGUACCUUCCCGCCGCAGAAUGUUGUUGACGAAUGGUUUGAGAUUUUAAAACAAAAAUAUCAACAGAAUCCUGAAGCUUGUGUUGCAGUGCACUGUGUCGCUGGUCUCGGCCGUGCACCUGUUUUGGUGGCAUUGGCUCUCAUUGAAUUGGGUCUUAAAUAUGAGGCAGCUGUAGAAAUGAUAAGAGACAAACGGCGAGGAGCCAUCAAUGCCAAACAGUUAUCGUAUUUGGAACGCUACAAGCCCAAGGCAAGGCUAAAGCACAAAAAUGGCCAUAAAAAUUCAUGUUGCGUGCAAUAGAUUUCCAAAAUAAUAAAAAAAAAACCAUAUAUAAAAAUAAAUUCCCACCAGUUGAAAA